Molecule: messenger RNA, 1492 nt
Organism: Ctenocephalides felis (cat flea)
Lineage: Eukaryota; Metazoa; Arthropoda; Insecta; Siphonaptera; Pulicidae
Product: E3 ubiquitin-protein ligase ZNF598-like
Biological process (GO): rescue of stalled cytosolic ribosome; protein ubiquitination
Molecular function (GO): ribosome binding; ubiquitin protein ligase activity
Source: RefSeq, a predicted model, not a curated record
GAAUAAUAUCCUAAUCCCAAACAUAAAAAUUCGAAGUGGCAUUGCGCUCGUUUUACAAUAUCGCCAUCUGCACAGUCGAUUCAAAUCAACGUGUCUUAUGACAUGUUCGCGGUGCAAGGUUCUAGUGAGCGCUUUCUUGACAUUUCUGAGGGACAAAAUUUCAUAAGUUUAAUAGUGAUAACUUGAGAAGAUGUCUUCUAAAGCUGUGAAAACUAAUGUGACUGAUAAUGAGAACGCUUGUGUCGUCUGUUUUAAGACCGUCCAGAUAUAUUCAGUGGGCGAUUGCGAUCACCCCGUUUGCUAUGAAUGCUCCACGAGAAUGAGGGUGCUCUGCAAGCAAAAUGAAUGCCCCAUUUGUCGGCAGGACAUGACUAAGGUAAUAUUUACCAGAAAUGUCCUGCCCUUCAAAAGUCUACAGAAUUCAACAAAUUUAUUUGAUAGGAAGUAUCGCAUCGCUUUUAUGGAAAGUGACAUACAGGCAUCUUAUAAUGAGCUAUUGGAACACAAUUGUUUCAAUGUAAAAAAGAAAAUAAGGUAGCUAACUUUCGGACAUUUGCUGUUAAAAGAUCACAUGAGACGUGAGCAUGAACUGCACUACUGUGACCUCUGUGUAGAAAAUUUGAAAAUCUUUUCUUAUGAACGUAGAAGUUACACAAGAUCAGAAUUAGCACAGCAUCGUAGAAAAGGGGACUCAGAUGAUAAGUCACAUAAGGGUCAUCCACUAUGUGAGUUUUGUGACCAACGGUACAUGGAUUCAGAUGAACUCUUUCGGCACUUACGGCGUGAUCAUUUAUAUUGCCAUUUCUGCGAUGCUGAUGGAUUUCACCACUAUUACAGUUGCUCUUACGAAUUUCUCAGGGAGCAUUUUAGAAAUGAGCACUAUCUAUGUGAAGAAGGCGAUUGUUCUGAUAUAGAAUUCACAUCAGUUAGGACAGAGAUUGAUCUUAAAGCUCAUAGGGCAUCUGCUCACAUUCGUACAAUGGGUAAAGUGGCUGCAAAGCAAGCUAGAACUUUAGAGUUAGAGUUUACAUUAGCGCCUAGGAGUAGAAUGGAAAAUAAUGCCAGAACUCCACAACGGAAGUUCCAGAACGGGCAUAAUGUUCCAACACGAAAUGUGAGAUCUAGUUCAGGAGCACAAGCUCGUUCUAAAGAAGAUUUUCCUGCCUUGGGUCCGCCUAGCUCUAGUUCUGAACCUGUAUCAAAUUCAGCACAAUUCCGUUUAAGUGUUCAAGGAGGUCCAUCCAGUGCUAUCAUACGUAAUAGCAACAAUAAACCAAACGUGUCGAUACAUGUGAGUAACAGAAGUAAUGGCGCAGUAACAAUACCCAACAAGGUUAAAAGUGCUUCUAGAGAAGAUGACUUUCCUCAGUUGCAACCAGUCAAUUAUAAAAUGCUAGGUGUGUCUCAGAAACAUAGGUCGUUGGUUUCUGACAGUUAUAAUUCAGUUAGUAGUUCCGUUGCACCCUCUAAGCCGCUUAUCAUAGGCUUAUAA